Messenger RNA from Ahaetulla prasina, 2521 nucleotides. Its product is annotated as zinc finger protein 853-like. The coding region runs from base 134 to 2359 and encodes 741 amino acids. Lineage: Eukaryota; Metazoa; Chordata; Lepidosauria; Squamata; Colubridae. Gene Ontology annotation, biological process: negative regulation of transcription by RNA polymerase II. The transcript has 3 exons. Gene Ontology annotation, molecular function: DNA-binding transcription repressor activity, RNA polymerase II-specific. The record is from RefSeq and is a predicted model, not a curated record.
GGGUGGGGUGGGGGGGGGAAAGCGGAGGGAGGGGUCCUCCGGCCUGGGGUCCCGCCGAGCAUCAAUCAUGCGGGGCUGCCCGGGAGUUGCUGCUGCUGCUGCUCGGCCUGCAGGAUCGAAGUAGGAGGACACAAUGGAUUUGGUGACAGGGAUGGACGUUGGCGCUGAAAUCGAAGUGACCGAAGAUGGAGACCUGGAUGAAUUGCCUCUGCGUUUGGAAAACGUCCAGAAUUGCCUCUGCUUGGAAUCCGUGGACAUCUCCAGCAGCGAUGACGAUGGAGAAUCCCAUCUGACCUUCUUCUUGCCCGUCAGACGGCCCCCGCGCCCCGCCCAGCGCCGUUCGGUCCACCGCCCCACCGCCACGGCGAAACUGUCCGCUCCUGAAAAAUGGAUCCCUCCUUUGUUCUCUUGCCCUUUGCGCCCCGGAGGUCCGCUCCUUCCUGGAAUACCAGCCUUCGGUGCCUACCAGUGCCAGAAGUGCCUGCAGGUCUUCAUGGAGGAAUGGCACUACACCCAGCACCUCCAGGACCACGCUCAGGAGGAGGAGCAGCAGCUGGCCCAGCUGCACGCAGCCCAGAACCCCAUCCGCCCUCCGUCCCCACCCCGUAAGCUCCGCUGCUUGGAGUGCGGCAAGCGGUUCCUGCGCCCGGAGCAAUUUGCACGGCACACCAAGUGGCACCUGAAGCUGGUGCGUCUGGGCAUCAAAAUCCAUCACAGGAAGGUAAGUCGGCGCUCUUCCCAAGUUCCGUAUGUUUACAAGCCACUUGGCGGCACCAGGAACCCCCUAGAAGGAAAAGAUGUUUCUGACCUCCCGGUCGUGCAGGAGAUUCUUAGCCAGCCAGCCAGCCUGCAGGUCCCCAGGCCUCAAAGGACGGGCAAGCGGAAAGCCGUCAAGCAUCAGAAGACAAGGAGCGCUGAGACGUGGCCGCCUCAGGAGGUGCUCAACUCCACCCAAGCCGGGAACUCCAUGGCCGUCCUGGAUGGGGCCACCGGGAUCAACCUCCUGCAGCCUUGGCAGAAGCAGGAAGGAGUCCUGGAAGGCCAGGUAGCCGGGGGUCUCUUCCAACCGGCGGUCAUGAAUGCCGAAAACCAGAUCAUCAUUCUGGACGGUGACGAGGCAGAGGCUGUGCCUGUCGCCGCCGAGCGCCAUUACGCCGAGCUGCAGGCCACCGUGUUUGACGGCCAGGGGACCACCAGCACGGUGCAGCCGGUGUUCCUAAGAACCGAGGAACAGACGGCCAUCUUGGAUCCUCCAGUUAGCACCAAUCCCCUGCAGGCUGGCGGAGACAAGGACCAGGCGGCCGCCGGCCCCGAGUGGGUCGGCCAGAACCCAUGCACCGUUUACCGGACGGUUCUGCUGCAAGCGGACGAUCAGGCGACCGUCGUGGACGGCCAAACGGAGCCCGGUCCUUUCCAGCAAGUGAUCAUCAAGACUUCUGAAGUCUCCCCCACGCUCUACCUGGAUCCUCAGAUGUCUUCGCUGGACCCAGCCGCCUUCCAUUUGGUCCCCGAGCCUCAAUACGUCAGCUUCCCUUAUGGGAAUUCCCUGCCUCUGGACCACAGCGAGGCCACAGAUGAAGGAGAAAAGGCCUGGGAGUCGCAGGAGGCUAGCUUCUGCUUGCCCAAUUUGUACCAGGCAAGCAAGCAGCAGCAGCAGCCCUCUCCCGCCGUGACCACCAGUCCCAGAAGUCCGGUGAUGAUGCGACUGUUGCCUUGCCCUACAGGGGACCAUCCCGAGGUCUUGGACCUGGAGUACGACACCGGGGGUGGCAUUCCGGUGGCCUCGGAGCCAUGGGACGUCAAUGUGCACGCCGAGCAAGAGACCCCCAGCCCCACCCAGGCAGCCGAAGAUGGCUUCAUUGUGGUGGAGAUGGAGAGCGAGUCGGGCCAGCAAGGCUUGGUGGUGGGCGAGCACCAUGACCGUCCCCGGCAACGGACCUUCCGGCGAGCCAGAAAGCCACCCCUUCUCAACGGCAGCAUCUGGCGCUUUAAGUGCCCCGACUGCGGGGUCUGCUACAGCCAGCACUCCCAGUUGCGCUCGCACCAGAAGGGGCGCAAACGCCGGGGAAGGAGCUUCCUGUGCGAAUGCGGGUCUCCCUUCCGCGGCCUGCUCCACCUGCUGCGCCACCAGCUCCAGCACCUGGAGGAAGCCCUCUUCAUUUGCUCGACCUGCGGGAAGUCGCUCCAAGGACACGCCGGUUUGCAAAGGCACAACUCCUGCCAACCCGGCUUGGCUCGUUUCAGCUGCCCUUGCGGCGUCAACUUCCGACGUUUGUCCCGUUACCUCUGGCAUCACGUCAGGAGCCAGCGGCCCGGCUUGCGAGUGUACACCCUCGCAGGUUUCCUCUCCUCCAACUGAGCUGGGUGGGCAGGUGGGGCCGGCUGAAGGGCAGGACGGGAGGGGGAGCAUUUGGAGGAGAUCGGUCGGGGCCCGUUCGCUGAUUGUUGCUGUCUGAUGUUUGUUUAGUUUCCCCCAAUGUAAUUAAUAUAAAGAUGGUAAUUAAAAGAGCUGAGAUCCUGA